This is a messenger RNA of Desarmillaria tabescens, 1267 nucleotides long. RefSeq lists its product as uncharacterized. NCBI's taxonomy places the organism in Eukaryota, Fungi, Basidiomycota, Agaricomycetes, Agaricales, Physalacriaceae. Bases 223 to 978 code for a protein of 251 amino acids. The record is from RefSeq and is a predicted model, not a curated record. The transcript has 7 exons.
UGACUUGGAAGCCAAGGUUGCCGGUCACUGCUUUGCCGGCCUUCCGGUCCCAAGAUCGCGGUGGGGAAAGUCAUGGUCAUUUUGUGUGACGGGCACAAUUACUUCCUCCAACGAGCCAUCAUACCUCGAGGUCAGUAGGAGUAGUUUACUUCUAUUUACCCAAGCUGUAUUAGCAGAGAUGGCCAAUCAAUCCAGUCUUCCAGUCUUACAACCACCCUCCUAAUGCGCAAAGACAUCUGCCUCGUGUGUCGCCAACGCCCCAAGCGCAAGGACUACCAGUUCUGCUCCCACAGAUGCACCAACUUAGCUGCGAAGAAGGCGCCUCAGCUCAUGAGGGUGCCGAAGGGGCAUGUCUUCUACGAGAAUGUCAAGAAGAUGUUCGCGAAGCAGUGGAACGAUAAGAGGCAGCACCUGCCUACAAUCGCGAAGAUCUACCUCAUCACUUGGACUGCUUACCAGCGCACAUCAUUUGAGAAAUAUCGCGGGAAGGUGGCUAGGAUGCGCAAGAUUGGAAAAGGCAAACCGAAGGAGGUCAAGUGCUUUCGCUCUGAGAAACGUGCUUGUAGUCUCGGCGACAAGAAGCCAUACAGGUUGUGCAGGAAGUACAACUGUCGACUCUGUCCUGCCAUCCGGACUGCACUCAAGUCGAGCUUGGACUAUAAGCGCCAGAUGGUGAAGAAAUACGCAACGACUGGCGUUCGCUUUGGGGGUGGGCUGUACAUGGCGCCCUCGUCCAACAAGGCAUUCCAAUAUGCUGAGAAUCUCUCGGGAGGCUCCAAGUACCUCACUGUUCUCGUCACUAGGACUGUGCUUGGAAAGAUGCAGUUCCUCAAGAAUGAGCAACACAGAAGGCUCUCACCUGACAAGGGAUAUGACUCCGUCAAGGCACGCGCUCAAGGCGGUCCAUUAGAGUAUAUCACAUACCACAAGGACGCAGUGCGUCCUGCGUAUCUCCUUAUGAUCAGCAAACGCAAGUAGCUAUCGGAUUGACUGCAGAGACUCUACUGUACUGUUUUCAAUCGAUAACUUCCAUUUAAGGUCUGUUUUUGCUCCCAAGAGGACUGUUCCUUCCGCCGAUUGCACCAUAGACAAAGUUGUACCGGCUCGUUCACCCCUACAUCGAUAUGCACCUACCAAAAGAAGCCUUCACUGCUUUCAAGAUGUUAUUUCCGUACUUGGUGUCCAAAGAAUCCGCUAGCGGAGGAGGUGAUAUCUCAGGGUUCAGGUGGCAUAUAAAAACUGAUGAACUUUCAUUCGAAGCUAAUGA